Molecule: messenger RNA, 5005 nt
Organism: Epinephelus fuscoguttatus (brown-marbled grouper)
Lineage: Eukaryota; Metazoa; Chordata; Actinopteri; Perciformes; Serranidae
Gene: rab6ba
Product: RAB6B, member RAS oncogene family a
Exons: 8
Coding region: 508-1134 (208 amino acids)
Molecular function (GO): GTPase activity; GTP binding
Source: RefSeq, a predicted model, not a curated record
CAAAGGCAUCUGAAUGCAGCACAAGAUAAAGGAUGUGACUUCAGGGUAGUGUGAAAUAUUAGCCUGAUUGUUUCUUGCCACACACACCUGAGUGUUUGUCUCUCUGACACAGAGACAGCAGUGUCUUUCUAAUGUGCUGAACUAAAAGAAGAAGUUCCUCCAGACAGAUGACACCGGGUCCAGCAGCUCUGUGUCCAUGUCUGCCUCUCCCUCCCUGUCUCCCCCGACUCACAUGACGUCAUUUUAUAUCACGGCUGUCAGUUGAGCGGAGAACGAGGAGAGGCCGCGCAUGCGCAGACGCCCUGGGUAUGAGAAAAAAAUGAAGUAAGCGUCACGGACCGGUGCAGCAGCAGCAGCAGAAGCAGCAGCAGUGUGUUCCCAUCACGAAGAGAGCCGCCUUUCCACCCAGCAUCUUCACCAACCGACACCGAACUCGAGUGGGAAACACACACAACUACCAGUCAGACUGUCCUCCGGUGUCCAGAGUUCCCCCUCCUCCUCCUCAAAAUGUCCGUGGGCAGUGACUUUGGAAACCCUUUAAGAAAAUUCAAACUCGUCUUUCUGGGGGAGCAAAGUGUUGGAAAGACGUCUCUGAUCACACGGUUCAUGUAUGACAGCUUUGACAACACAUAUCAGGCCACAAUUGGAAUUGACUUCCUGUCGAAAACCAUGUACUUGGAAGAUCGAACGGUGAGGUUGCAGCUCUGGGACACAGCGGGACAGGAGCGUUUCAGGAGCCUCAUUCCCAGUUAUAUACGGGACUCCACUGUGGCUGUGGUGGUCUACGACAUUACAAAUGUUAACUCAUUCCAGCAGACGUCAAAAUGGAUUGAAGAUGUGAGGACAGAGAGAGGAAGUGAUGUCAUCAUUAUGCUUGUCGGCAAUAAAACAGACCUGGCAGAUAAGAGGCAAAUCACAAUUGAGGAAGGUGAGCAGAGGGCUAAGGAGCUGAGCGUCAUGUUCAUAGAGACCAGCGCCAAAACGGGGUACAACGUCAAACAGCUGUUUCGGCGUGUGGCAGCUGCUCUCCCAGGAAUGGAAAGUAUGCAAGAAACAAGCAAAGAAGGCAUGAUUGACAUCAAGUUGGACAAGCCUCAGGAGCCCCAGACUACUGAGGGCGGCUGUUCCUGUUAAUACUCAGCACCAUCCUGGAACAAAAAACAUCAUUUACACCACAUGCUUGUUAUGUCGCUUCCUAUUGGUUAACCUGCAGUUGACUUUGCACGUUGAGAAUCUGGCCUCCUUCACCUGACUAUUGGUCAUCGGUUGGACCUAGCAAUAUGUGAAUUUGGUUCUAAAGUAGUGUAGCCUACUUUGUUAAUGAAACUGCCAAAAAAAAGUCGUACAACUUGCAAAAAAAAGAAAAGAUGUGAAAAAAGAUCCCCAAGUUACAUCUGUGGAUACGAUUUUUUUAAGUAGAAAAGGAAGUUUCCCCAGUUUCUUUUUUGUAUUUUUGUAUAUUCAGGGAAAUCUCUCUGGAAAGGUUGUUUUUGUAAAAGAUGCAAACAACUCAGCUCUGUGUUUGAGAGCUCGAUAGGAACAGAUGGUUUUAGACGUAUUUUUACGGAUCCCACUCUUGUUAUGGGCAAAAACGGAGGUCAUUCCCACAUUAUUACCUAGAUGCUAAUCCCGUGAAAACCUAACCCUAACCCCUUACACAGCCAUUUUUGACUUUCUACCUGCACUUAACCAUUUCAAGGCUUAUUACCUAAACAUAACUAAUUUUAAUCUGAAGCCUAAACCCUGCUGUCCAGUUUGGCAGGCCAAUCACAGCGCUCCUGCCCAUAAUUCCUGUGGGAUCCAUAAUUUUGCGUUGCAGGAACUGAACAGUAACAUCUUGAGUAUCUAAUGCAUGCCUAGUUUUUGAGCAUAGGUACUGUCUACCAGUGUACACAAUAUGUAAAUGGUAACAUUACACCAGUGACUUAAUGCACUCUGAUAAUGACUAGUCCAAGUCUUUUUGUUUAUGAAAACUGUUGAACUGGAUUUGUAUACUUGACUUCAGAAUAUCUCUUUGUCGUGCGUGUGUGUAUAAAUGUGUGCUUUCUGUAUAGGCAACGUUAGAAUGCAGAUAUAUAGAGGGCCACUGCCAAGUCGUGUCAUUCUUGCCACAUUAACGGCACCAUUAAGAUCACCAUUUGUUUGCAGUAUGUCAUAGAUUUCCCCUCCCCACUCACAACGAAAUGACAUCUGCUGUUGCAUCGUGUGAUAUCUUGGUAGUUGUGAUUAUGGUAGUCUGCACAUUAUGCUGUAAGUGAGCAGUGGAGAAUCAAAGCCCUUGCCUUGUGUCACAGAGGAACAAAGUUCCCCGUGUGGUGAUCUGUAGACUUUAAUGACAGUCCUCCCCCAAAAAACAACAUAGGUCAUUUGUACAAGCAGGUUACUACGGCGCAAAGUCACGUUUAUUUUCAGGUGGCGACCUCUAGUGGCUGUAGUGACAGGAGCAAAGGAGGAAGUCAGGUGUCGUAGUAUAAAGAGCAACAAAGUCUGCAUAGCGAGGAGGUCGGGUGGGCGGACGGGUCCAGGACACAGGACUAUGACCCAGAACACCACUGUUCGUGUUGAUGUAUUAUUAGAUCUGAUGCCUAUUCAGUCCUGUGAGACUUGCUCGCUUAGCACAUAUGCCAAGAAACAUUUCUAGCUUCUAGUUGUACUUCAGCAAUAUGCAGCCUGCUGAAUAUGCGCAGUAGUGUUUCUCCUGCUGGUCCCACUCAAGAGUUCCCGCUCAGCUCACAGACUUUACAUUAUGAUGACCGAUUUUUGAAUCGCUUUUCUUGGCUUGAGGAAAGUUUUACAAAUAAUAGUAGAAAGAAAAAAAUAGUAGAAAGAGUCAUGAUUGGCCUUGCUUGCAGUUUGAGAUGUAACCAAAAGUCAAGUUAGGCCUGUGUAUGUAACAUACGUGACAUAAUGUCCUCACGUUAAAGUAAUGUACUCAAGCCAACUUGCAUGAGUAACUGAAACUACAUAACAAACCUACUUAUUUGGACCUGAACCUCGAUCUUUUCCUACUCCUAACCAAGUAUUUUUGUUGCCUAAAUAUAUGUACGUCAUCCACAUGUUAAAAAACAGUGACCGUUAAUGGUCACAUCGUUUUGCGAGUCAUUGGCAAAUGAGCUGUCGUUGAGGCAUGAGGACGUGUUAAUCUCAUAGGUAUACAUAGAGAUCUGGAUAUAGCAUUGGAAGCGGGGCCCUGUUAAUUCCUUUAAAAAUGGCUCAGUGGCGCAUGAUGGCAGAAAAGAUCUGGGUAUAAAAUUACCUGGAUCUUCUCCAUCAGUUGGCCCAUAGAGCGAGCGCAGAAGACACUUCAACAAGCGAGUGGCAAAGGUCAGGUUUAGCCCUUUGGUAUUUUUGAAUGGGGAUAACAUGAUAUAAUCAUUCGGCUCUUCUAGACUGUGUUUUCGGACCACAUGGAUGAUAUGGGAGUGAUCGGCACUACCUUCGCACUGUGCAGCCCAUAGAGCAGGCAAACUAGAGACUGACGGUGGCUGAGUGUCUUAUUUCCAUUGGCUGAAUGGCAGAUUUUCUCUUUCGUGCUUUGCCAACUUGAACGACUCUUCAAGACUCCAAAAUGUUAUCAGACCAAAUGGAUCACAUCCUGAUAGUAAAGCAAGUAAUUUUGCGAGGUUGUGAUGUUCAAAAAAAACAUUAUCCUCUCAUUUACAGAUGUCUUUAUCAACAUGUUAGUCAAUGGGGAAAAGUCUUUUGGGCCACAGGGAGUCACGUGACGGACCGUGGAAAUUGCAGUAACGCGGUUUGGCCACUGUGAAAGUUGGCUUCAAAGCCUGGUGCACUUGCUGGGGGCCUGGGAACAACACUUUAUGAAUGCAAUUGACUAGACUUGAACAAAUGACCUGUGUGGUUGUACGGGUUGGAGGACUUGUUGACUUUAAUGCAGGUUCUGUGAUCCAAACAGACCGCUAACAACUUAAACCAGUGCAUUGUAAACCAGUUCUAUUCCUGACAGAAGACUAAUUUGCACAUGUAGACCUUUCAGGUUAAUAUGAAGUUCUGAAAAGCUUCAUUGUAAAUGUACAGUCACUGAAGGCGCGUCUGAUUGUCACGUGACGUGUCCCCACUGAGAUGAGGUUUUCUUUGCUGCUUGUGUUUAAACUGACUACUGACGCUGGCAUUAUGCAAUGUUGCAAUGUUGUUUAAAUUUGGUCUUAACACACUGGCGGUGAAGUCGGCCAGUGACGAGAACACUACUUUGAUUUGACUCGUCUUUGAAGUGAAAUCUUACUGCACUUUUGAAGAACAUGUGUUAGAAUUAGAGUGACAAUGUAAGUCUUAGAAACAUGGUUUAAAAAAAGAAUCUUUAUCUCCAGAACAUUUGGAGUACUGUGUCUUAGAGUAGACUUUAUGAAUUGUUCACACAUGUCCAAAAAAGGGGAGCACUCUUGUGAGAACUAGUGAACCUUUCUAACCCACAUAAUGAGCCAAAUAAUAAUAAUAAUAAUACUAAGAGACAGAGUUGGAUCAAAUAUCACAGGAGACACAGACUGGAACACACUCUCUUGUGGGUUUGGGAAAGACAAAGACAGGUUGCUUUUAAAGUUAAAAUCCCUGGAAAUGAAAGACAAAGUGAUAAUGUAUCAACCCUCUGCGUCGCUGCCUAUUUAUUAUCUCCAAACAGGAAUGUACUGCUCUUAUUACCGACCACACAGCCUUGUAAAGAGAGCACUUUUUGAGAAAUGACUCAUUGGGUUUUUAUUUUUAAAAAGGACAAAUGAUUAUUCAGUAGACGUACCUUUGUAUUUAUUCCCCUUGCAUAUUGAAGUCCCACUUAGAGGCCCGUUUGAGCAUUCCCUGGAAAUGGACCAAGUAGUGCAACAAAUGUCUUUGCGUGUCGGGGGUCUGCGUUUGAGGAUGGAGGCCGUGGCCAUUCCCUGGGGGUGUGUACGUUCUGUCACAGCUCUGUGCAGCAGACCUGAUCAGUCCAGAGCUGACUCUCCAUUCACACUGUACAGAGAUCUAGCAUGUCUCUCCAAAUGAUUAAUAAAGAUGU